Alternaria postmessia is the source of this 741-nucleotide messenger RNA. RefSeq lists its product as uncharacterized. Lineage: Eukaryota; Fungi; Ascomycota; Dothideomycetes; Pleosporales; Pleosporaceae. The record is from RefSeq and is a predicted model, not a curated record. The transcript is spliced from 3 exons. Bases 1 to 741 code for a protein of 246 amino acids.
AUGAAGAGGAAGGAUCUAAACGAUCGACCACAACCGGGCGUCAACGAAUACACUGUAGUCUCAGACAGCGAAGAUGAGUGGGAUGACGACGAUGCCACAAUAUUUGACGUUGGGAACCAACGUCUUAGAACGGAGACUAUCACAGUCGAAAACUCUCUGUCGUAUAAACCGUCGUGGAAACCUACUCUAGACAAACAGAUUUAUUCUUCGCAGAACGACCACAAUGCGACCUCCUUCGAACGCAAUCAAAAGCGAAAGCGUAAACCCAAGGGUUUAGCGUUAGAGUUUUCCAGAGUGGAUCCAAUCACCGAGAACGACAUGAGAAACGCGAGAAAAAAAAGGAAAGCCUUGGGAUUACAUAGCAUACAGCCAACAAACAGAGCUUCGAAUCACCCUGAUCUCAAUGACGGUAUCCUCCGAAGAGAGGAGUCAAACUACAUCCGCACAGUUAUCGAUGUUCUCAAAAAUCGAUUGCCAGACUAUACAGAGGAUCGCAAACAUAACGCGCGGAAGGUAAUUGAUCUCAGGAAGAAAAACAUCGAAACGCAGGAAAGGCUCAUUGAAGUCGAAGAGGAAAAGCUUCAACUCAGGAAGGCGAACCUGAAACUCGAAAAGGAGAAGCUUAAACUUGAGAAGAAGAACUUGGAGAACGAAGAGAUUUUAGAUGACAACGAAUCGAGGCAGGCCAUGGUCCUAGUCAAAAUACUGGAACAGAAGCUUGGGGACGUUGGUGCGCAGUAG